Oryza brachyantha (malo sina) is the source of this 1869-nucleotide messenger RNA. RefSeq lists its product as uncharacterized. Bases 90 to 1532 code for a protein of 480 amino acids. Gene Ontology annotation, molecular function: fluoride transmembrane transporter activity. The transcript has 7 exons. Gene Ontology annotation, cellular component: membrane. The record is from RefSeq and is a predicted model, not a curated record. Gene Ontology annotation, biological process: fluoride transmembrane transport. NCBI's taxonomy places the organism in Eukaryota, Viridiplantae, Streptophyta, Magnoliopsida, Poales, Poaceae.
GGCGGAGGCGGCCGCCGCCGCCUGCGUCGGCUUCACCAGAGAAGAGCUUUCACCUCUCAUUGUAGCUGGGAAGACGGGCAGGCAGCAGAAUGGAAAGUUCAUCAGCUAGGAGCAACAACACCUCAGAGAGGAAUCGGUUGGAUUAUGCAAGAAGUGUAUCUAUGGAUUCAGCAGGUCAUUCUUUAGGUGCUAGAUCUGGUUCAAUCCUCAGUAGGAGAAGCAGCAGACAGGGUUCGAGGGGAUCCAUCAGCCUCUCCCGUGAGAUGGGGGACUCGAUACUGAGCUCGAUGAGGCAUUCCCUUCAAUCGGCAGACCAGUUGCUUGGUGAUGUAGAUAGUUCAGUUCUUGCCCAGAUCAUUGACAGUGGUGACCGAGGGCUAGCAUUUGAAGAGGAAGAGGCGGAAAAUACCUUCGAUGGCAAUAACUCUCAAGGCACAAACGUAGUGGCACCUGUACCUGCGAUGGAGACAAAAGACAUCAAUGCUAAUGGCGCAGCCAGUUCAUCUAUCAAGGCUGAAUCAUAUAAACUUUCAUGCGUGCAAGAUUAUGCUUCUUACCUGAUCCAUUUAGCUGUCUUUGGAUUCUUCGGGGUAUUUACAAGGUAUGGGCUCCAAAAACUGUUUGGCCCUGGCUGCCUGGCACUUACCUCAGACCAAAGCCCACUGUACCUUGACCUUCCAUCUAACAUGCUAGGAUCUUUCCUGAUGGGCUGGUUUGGGAUCAUCUUCAAGGCUGAUAUACGUCAUAUAUCUGAUCAUCUCAUUGUCGGAAUCACGACAGGAUACAUGGGAAGCCUUACCACUUUCAGUGGGUGGAACCAGAAAAUGGUUAGCUUGUCUUCCAGAGGUCACUGGGUAUAUGCUGUAGCUGGCAUAGUCCUAGGAAUGUUCAUUGUCAAUGAGUCCAUCACGGUGGGUGCUGAAACUGGCGAGCGCCUGCGAGCAUGGAUCCUGAAAUGCAUCAGAGAGAAGAGCUCAAUAGGAAGCAGAUGUGACUGGGAGCACUGGAGGGUGGACACCAGGACCAAACAUUUUGUGCUUCUUGCAGUUAUGCUAACUCUACUGUCUUUGAUAUGGAUACUGAGCAUUGUGCUGGCCAUAGUGAAGGUGCACAGCCUUGCUGAUGGCGCAGUUCUGUGGCUGGGUUGCUCGGUAGCACCUCCAGGUGUUUGGCUUCGCUGGUACUUGGCAAGGCUCAACGGUGGGGGAAUUGGAGUCGGCAAACAGAGACACCUCAAAUGGCUUCCUGUUGGAACACUUGCAGCCAAUGUUCUUGCAGCAGCAAUCAUGGCAGCACUUGCUGUCACGGCUAAAGCAGAAAAUACAAAACGGUCGACUACUGUUCGUAAUGGUAUACAGCUCGGUUUCCUCGGUUGCUUGAGCACAGUGUCGACUUUUGCUGCUGAAGUUUACACCAUGAGAAGAAGUGGGCAGAUCGCAAGGGCCUUUGUUUAUGCUGCAGCUACUUUCAUUCUCUCUUUUGUGCUAGGAACUCUGAUAUACUCAGUGCCAGUGUGGGUGGAGCAUUACUGAUAGCUUCAUCACCUGUUGCAGAAUUGAAGCCUUUGAUGGUUUUUUGCAUUUUGCCCAUCCAAGUAACUAGAUAGUGCAAUGUGGAAACAAGCUUGCAAAGAAAAGCUUGGGCUUGUUUGAAACACGGAAAUUUUAUUUCAAUUGCCACAAAGAAAGUUACUGCAUCAUAGCAAAAGAGUAUACUCUCUGUAAUGUAAGUAUGUGUACAGCAUUUCUGAAAUUAGAGAGCUGGGAAUACAUACAAUUUGUAGCGUGAUGAAUGUUUUAUUGUACAACAAAAUUUUGAGGUGCAAAAACAAUGUCAAUUUCCUAUUUCCUGUGCCCAUUGGAUGCAAAG